Molecule: messenger RNA, 1127 nt
Organism: Branchiostoma floridae (Florida lancelet)
Lineage: Eukaryota; Metazoa; Chordata; Leptocardii; Amphioxiformes; Branchiostomatidae
Product: synaptophysin-like
Exons: 6
Coding region: 180-959 (259 amino acids)
Cellular component (GO): synaptic vesicle membrane; synaptic vesicle
Source: RefSeq, a predicted model, not a curated record
UCUAAGCACGCAUUAUUCCAGACCUCAGGGGCCUUGGUGGAUCCAAAAUGGCGGCUUAGCACAGAUCUGAAGACAAAAUCCCGAAACAUUUGUGAAUAUUUCUGCCCUAAAAAUCACUCCAGACAACAGUACAUAUCUUGUUUCGUACCAGGAGAAGUGUAAAACCACAUAACUAGAAGAUGGAUCCCGCAGAGAUGAUGACCAACUCCAACAUGAGAGUAGUGAAGGAGCCAAGAGGAUUCCUCAAGUUGUUGCAGUUUAUAUUUGCAAUCUUUGCGUUUGCCACUGCGAGUGGAGGUGGAAGCCAUUUCCAGUUCAGUGUGACUUGCAAUUCCAGCGAUCCCAAGAUGGUGGACAUAUAUUAUUCUUAUCCAUACAAACUAGAAGACGUCCCUGUGAUGAACGCCUUCUGCACCAACAAGACCCAGACUGUCUACCCAUUGGUCGGCAAUGAAAACUCCUCCGCGGAGUACUUCGUGACCAUCGGGGUCUUCGCCUUUCUGUACUCCCUGGUCGCGCUAACGAUCUACGUUUUCGUGGAGGGUCAAUUUGGUGACAAGAACCUGUGGUCUAAAGCAGACCUGUUCAUCACCACAGCGUUCGCCAUCUUCUGGUUCACCAGCUCCUCUGCGUGGGCUGCGGCCGUGGCCGACAUCAAGUGGUCGACGUACGCGCCCAACGUGUACACCCACGGCAGCAUCGUGCAGCUGUGUAAGAACCAGGGCACGGUCUGCACCGACGGAGGGCUCAACUCAUCCUACGCCAACCUUAACGUCUCCAUCCUCUUUGGAUUCCUGAACUUCAUCCUGUGGGCCGGUAACAUCUGGUUCACCUACAAGGAGACCCCGUGGCAUGCCCAGCGCAACGAGCCCGCCGAGAAAAAGUACCCCAGCCCCGCCCUGGGCACUCCCACCGGCAUGGAGGGGGGCACCCUGUCCUCCCCCACCGGACAGAUAUGAGGUGGACCGCUCCAGCCACACCCACUGCUUAGUUCCCCUUUCCACUGUAAACAGUGACCAAAUUGGAUUUUUUGUGAGCUUUGAUUUUAUAAUAAUUGGAAUAUGACCCACGAUACAAAUGUUUCAUUCCCAAGACAACAAAACAUACAAAUUUUAACAGUAAGAAAA